This is a messenger RNA of Daktulosphaira vitifoliae (grape phylloxera), 1177 nucleotides long. RefSeq names its product twist-related protein 2-like. The record is from RefSeq and is a predicted model, not a curated record. The coding region runs from base 305 to 1033 and encodes 242 amino acids. Gene Ontology annotation, molecular function: protein dimerization activity. The transcript is spliced from 2 exons. NCBI's taxonomy places the organism in Eukaryota, Metazoa, Arthropoda, Insecta, Hemiptera, Phylloxeridae.
UGCGGCCGUCGCGGAUCAUUCUCUGCGUACCUUAGUCCGUUUUAGAGACUUAAACGCUCGUGUACCAUCACAGUCGGAUGAACCGUCGAACUGCUAACACGCGAGUUUUCCGCCAUGGAAUAAUCGCCACCGACGAAAAUGUACAUGUGCAGAACGCGUGUGUUUGAAUGUGUUUAGCUAUGAAUUUUGAUUGUCAUUUAUAAAUUAUCGAGGAAUUGACGAAUAAGAUUUUUUUGUUUUAUAACAAUAUUAAAAUACAUUUUUCACAAUUUUUUACAUAAACGGUACGAUAAACUUUCCGACAAUGGCUGAGUUCGACGCGAAUAAUAACAGCGCCGUGCCGUUGCAGGAAAAAAUCUUGGUCCAGGAAAAGUACUCUCUCAGACCUAGGGCUUCGCUCAAACGUGAAGAACCCGAUGAAGAAAACGAGGAGGGAUGGAAGCCUUCGAGCCGAGGACGAUCGGCCAAACGGAGGCAAAAACCUAAACCCCUAAGCAGGUACAGGAGAAAGACUGCUAACGCUCGGGAACGGAGCAGAAUGAGGGAAAUCAACGAGGCGUUCGAAGCGCUCCGAAGAGCUGUUCCGCAUCUGGCGGUGGACGCGCACAAUGAAAAGCUGACGAAAAUCACCACCCUACGGCUGGCCAUGAAGUACAUUUCCGCAUUGAGCGGGUUGUUGUCGGCACAGCCUUCGCCAGGUACCGCGACCGGAACUUCGCCGUCCCAGUCGGACGUGGACUCUCUACUCAGCGAGUACGCGCCCGACUUACUGAGCGAGUGCUCUCUGUCGACGCCACCCGGAAGCAGCAGUGGCGGCGGCUGUGGUUUUCUGGACCCUGUUUUCAGAGACUUAAACGCCUAUUCGCUCUCGCCUUCUUCCUGUUCUACCGACGUUGGAUUCCCGUCCCUGUUGGCCACCGACUUUCCGGACGCCGCUUCGUUCAUGCCGUUCGCCGAUCAUGCCCUGCCGCCCAUCGACUUCAACGGCGACCCGUACAUAUUCGAAGACAACUUCGCCACAGAGUUCAGUUAGAUCUGCCCGUUUUCUACGAGGUGCCAUAUAAAAAUUCACGUGAAACGGUAACGUGUUCUAUUUAUGGUUUGAUUUUCAUGUUCGCUUACCGUUUUAACAGAUGAUUUUUAUUAUAUUUAAACAAUUUGUGAUAAGUUCGGUCGA